AUGGCCGACCCGGUCCCCUAUACGAAUGGGCACUCUUCGCCGGUCGCGUUCGAUACUGCUAUGCCGUCCGCUCCUUCACCGCCUAGCGAAGACGCGCUCUCCGAGACCCAACAGGCUGCCGCCGCAUCAUCGGAUGAAGAUGGAGAUGCCGACGCUGAUGGAGAGGAAUAUGAGGAGGACGAGCAGAUGGAAGUUGAUGCAGAGUCUUCAGAAGACGCCGAGGGCGAGGCAGACAGUGAUUUCGGCUCUGACAGCCCGCCGCCAGAAGAGGACCGCCGCCGGGCCCGCAGCUCGACAUCGCAUGGUUCAAGCCGGCCCAGCAAGCGCAAAGCCAGCGUAGAGGAUGAUUUCGAGGCGAACCCAGAGCUAUACGGCCUGCGUCGAAGCGGCCGAGCACGUCCAACCCGCCGCAUUGUCGAUAGCAGCGAUGAAGACGAUGGUUCAGAUUCUGAUGUGCCGCGUAAGCGCCAAAAGACCACCUCGCGAAAAGCCUCUAACCAACCUACACCCGUUUACCGCUCCCCUAAUACCGAUUCCGAUGAAUCCGAUGGCUUCGUUGGAGCCCGACGCAACAUCCCAAGCAAGAAGGAGCGACAGCGCCGGCAGCUCGUGGCAGAUGGCCAGCUGCCGCCUUCACAUGCGGAGGUCCGGUUCUCGCAGCGACGAACAAAAGCUGUGACGAAUUAUAACGAGGAUGGCGAGGACUCUUUCGAGGAAGAAGAAGAAGACGACAGGACACCCAACUAUUGGGCUACCACUGCCGAAGACACUGGCCCUGCUAUCGACAAGGUGCUGGAUCAUCGGCCGAAGCCCGAUGUUGAAUUGGAGCCUUACUCUGUUCAGAAGAAAGACUUUGAGUACCUGAUCAAAUGGAUGGACAAAGCUCAUUACCACUCGACCUGGGAAGAGCACAGUACGAUUGCCUCGUGCAAAGGCUGGCGGAAGCUAGAGAACUACUUCAAGGGACCCGUCAUGACCGACAUGCACAUACAUUUCCGCAAAAAGAUAGACCCCGAAGAGUUCGAACAGCACAUGGUCGCACGCGAAGGGCAACGUGAGAGUCUGCUGGACUUCCACGUUGUGGAGCGGGUAAUAGGCUCCCGCGAAGGCGAUGAAGAGACGGAAUACUAUGUCAAGUGGAAGGGACUGAGCUAUGAUAACUCUACUUGGGAGGUGGCUUCUCUGAUAAGCGACCUUGCACAGGGCGAAAUCGAUCGAUUCCUCGACCGCCAGACGAACCGACCUGUUUCCGAUCCCAAGGAGACCAGCCUGCAGACCCGCCGAAAAUUCAAACCCCUGGAAGAGCAGCCGGAUUAUAUUGUUUUCGGCAAGCUUCGGUCGUUCCAGCUUCACGGCCUGAACUUCCUUGCGCACAACUGGGUCAGAGGCACCAAUGUCAUCCUGGCGGACGAGAUGGGACUUGGCAAAACCGUCCAGACCGUGUCGUUCAUGAACUGGCUCAAGCAUGAUCGGCGACAGCAAGGACCAUUCCUUUGCGUCGUGCCCUUAUCAACAAUGCCAGCCUGGGCUGACACAUUCAACAACUGGACUCCAGACAUCAACUACGUCAUUUAUACUGGUGGAAGUGAAGCACGACGGAUCAUUCAGAACUACGAACUAUUAGUUGACGGCAAUCCGCGGAAAGUCAAGUUCAACGUGCUAGUGACGACGUAUGAGUACGUUCUCUUGGACUGGCAGUUUCUCUCGCAGAUCAAAUGGCAGUUUCUUGCUGUUGAUGAGGCUCAUCGGUUGAAGAACCGUGAAUCUCAGCUCUACGAAAAGUUACUUCAAUUCUCAGCCCCUAGCCGGCUUCUCAUCACCGGCACUCCCAUCCAAAACACCCUGGGCGAGCUAUCGGCGCUAAUGGAUUUUCUAAUGCCUGGCAAAGUCACCUUCGAUGAGAAUGUCGACCUGGCAUCCGAGGAUGCUAGCGUCAAGCUUGCGGAGCUCAGCGCGGCCAUCCAGCCUUACAUGAUCCGUCGAACGAAAGAGAAGGUCGAGAACGAUCUCCCGCCCAAAUCUGAAAAGAUUUUGCGAGUUGAGUUGUCCGACAUCCAGCUGGAGUACUACAAGAACAUCCUCACUCGCAACUAUGAAGCCCUGAAUGAGGGUGGCCAGGGCCAGAAGCAGUCGCUUCUCAACAUUGUUAUGGAGCUGAAGAAGGCUAGUAACCACGCCCUGCUUUUCCCGAACGCCGAAGCCAAGUUCUUGAAAGAAGGAGCGUCAAAGGACGAGACCCUCAAGACCAUCGUCACUACUAGCGGAAAGAUGAUGCUUCUCGAUCGCCUGUUGACGAAGCUGAGAGCUGACGGCCACCGUGUGCUUAUUUUCAGUCAGAUGGUUCACAUGUUGGACAUCCUAACUGACUAUAUGCGACUGAGAAACUACCAAUUUCAGCGACUGGACGGCACAGUUCCUUCGAGUGAUCGUAAAAUUGCCAUCGACCACUUCAAUGCUCCCGGUAGCGAGGACUACUGCUUCUUGUUGUCCACACGCGCCGGUGGUCUUGGUAUCAACUUGAUGACAGCCGACACCGUGGUACUCUUUGACUCGGAUUGGAACCCCCAAGCCGAUUUGCAAGCCAUGGCUCGGGCUCACCGUAUUGGACAACAGAAGCCUGUCACCGUCUACCGCCUGGUGUCCAAGGACACGAUUGAGGAGGAAAUCUUAGAGCGUGCUCGUAAUAAGCGAAUGCUCGAGUUCAUUACAAUUCAGCGCGGUGUCACAGAUCGUCAGCAGAAGGAACUUAGCGAUAAGAUGAAUCGUAUGGGAGGAGAGCCAAGCUCUGCAGAUGACAUCAACAACAUUCUCAAGCGCCGCGGUCAGAAGAUGUUCGAACAGUCGGGCAAUCAGAAGAAGCUUGAAGAGCUUGACAUUGAUGCUCUGCUGGAGAACGCAGAAGAGCACAAGACAGAACAAGUGGGCGGUCUGACCUCCGACGGCGGCGAAGAGUUCCUCAAGGCAUUCGAAUACACGGAUGUCAAGAUCGACUUGGAAUGGGAUGACAUCAUUCCCAAAGACGAGCUCGAUGUUGUGAAAGCUGAGAUCCAACAGCGCAAGGAGGAAGAGGAGACUCAGAAGCUACUCGAAGAGAGCGCGCCUAGGAAACGUAAAGCGCAUGCGAAUUCCGGAGACCGUGAACAGCGCGCUGCCAAGAGACGAGCGAGAGAAGUCAUGCCUGGAAGCGACGAUCAGUCGGACGAUGAAGGCCCCAAUAGCGACCCGAAGCGUCCUAUGGUCACAAACGAGAUUCGCAAACUUGUCCACGCUUCUUACCGCUAUGGUUCUUUCGAAGAGCGUGGCGAGGAAAUGAUGCGGGACGCGAGACUCGUUGGGCGCGAUGUGGAUGUUGUCAAGGCAGCCCUAGAUGUGGUCAUCGCCAGAGCUAAGGAAGAGAUCGAAAAGCAACGAAGUGACCUGAAAAAAGAGGGCGAAAGCAAGCUGCUCACCAAGAAGGACAAGAAGGCUGUGCUCUUUGACCAUGAGGGUGUCAAGAAGAUUAACGCCGAGACCAUCCUCGACCGUCCUGUUGAGAUGCGUGUUCUCAAGGAAGCCAUCACCAGUAUCUCGGACUGGCGUAACUUCCGGAUCCCCGAUGCCAUCAAGCCGGCCAGCUACUCUUGUCCUUGGGGUGCUCGAGAAGAUGGCAUGCUCAUGAUCGGUAUCAACCGCCACGGAUACGGGGCAUGGGUGCCUAUUCGCGAUGACCCAGACCUUGGUUUGAAGGAGAAGUUCUUCCUGGAAGAGAAUCGCGUGGACAAGAAAGAGGAGCGCAGCAAAAAAGAAGAGAAGAACGCCAAGUCGCCUGGCGCGGUCCAUCUUGUGCGCCGCGCAAACUACUUGCUCACGGUUCUGAAAGACAAGACUGGUGCCGACCCCAACGCAAAGCGUCUUAUGGAGAAUCAUCAUCGCAACAACAAGAAACACUUGAGCGCUACACGUCGGGCAGAGAAGGCGUCGAGCGUCUCGGCCAGUCCCGCUCCGUCCGGGUUGCGCAAGGGCAUCUCCCGUGAUUCGGAGAGGCCUUCCCACCGUGUCAGCAUCAGCGACAGCCGUCCUGAGCGACCUGAGAGCCGCCAGCGUGACAAAGCGACUCCGGACCACAGGCAUCGCCAGAGCGAUCAGUACCGGCCCUCUGAGGGCAGCCGCAAAGAACAUCGCAAUGACCGCGGAAGCAUCGACCGCCGCCCUCCACAUUCCAGUACACCUGAGAUUCGUCGCAAGAUCAGUGGUGAUGUGGCUGAUCGUCCUCGACAGUCCGAAGAGCGGCAUCGGCAUCACGACAAGCACCACGAUAAGCACCACUCUUCGCAUGGCCACGCAAACGGCCACAGUGGCCUCUCGCAUAGUGUUAAUUCUCCUUCUCACAAGAUCAAGGAAAUGAAGGCUGAUCCGGAUAUGGAGAAGGCUCUGAAACAGGUGCACGAUAACCUCGGCCGCCUGAAGAAGGCAACCAACAAGAACUAUCCGGACAAGCAGCAGCUGGUCAAAGUCCUCAAGAAGGAGCUUAUAGCUGUUGGCAAUCACAUCAACGUCCACAUGCGGACGAACCCCGUUCGCGGAAACGAACUCUGGUAA
Didymosphaeria variabile is the source of this 4578-nucleotide messenger RNA. It is a transcript of the gene hrp3, whose product is annotated as ATP-dependent DNA helicase Hrp3. Gene Ontology annotation, cellular component: nucleus; chromatin. The record is from RefSeq and is a predicted model, not a curated record. Gene Ontology annotation, biological process: nucleosome organization; regulation of transcription by RNA polymerase II. NCBI's taxonomy places the organism in Eukaryota, Fungi, Ascomycota, Dothideomycetes, Pleosporales, Didymosphaeriaceae. The transcript has 7 exons. Bases 1 to 4578 code for a protein of 1525 amino acids. Gene Ontology annotation, molecular function: ATP hydrolysis activity; histone binding; DNA binding.